Messenger RNA from Closterium sp. NIES-67, 2665 nucleotides. NCBI's taxonomy places the organism in Eukaryota, Viridiplantae, Streptophyta, Zygnematophyceae, Desmidiales, Closteriaceae. The record is from the annotation of a GenBank genome assembly.
GCAGUCUACAACUCAACCACACAAUGCACAAAGACCCCCAGCUUCCGUUCCCGGUUUCUACGGAGUAAUCUUUCGGCUACACUACUGAUGGAGCUUCCGACAGCGUGACUUCAUUUCGUUGUCGCAUCAGCCAAGAGUCACGCUCUCUGCCUAGCGCCACAUUCUGAACCGCGGCGGUGCCUGCUAUUUUGCAAUACAGUGUCCGUUACCCCUCCGUUACCUCACCGUUACCUAUCCGUUACCUACCCGCUUGCCUGUGUUCCGCUGACCGCGUCUGCCUAUCAUGGCCGCGGUAGCCACCCCGCCGCUCGUUAUCCGCGGAAGGACUAUAACCGCUCCGCGCACGUGCGUAACCUCCGCCGCCCGUCCCUUCGAUGUGUGCCCGCGACCUUGUCUCCCGCAAUCGCGUCAUCCCCCUGCUCUGCGCGCUGUGGCUGUCGGAGAAUCCACUCGCGCUGCCUUUCGCCAAACCCUGUCGUCUUCCCAGCGCGUUCCGCCCUUCCGCCUCCCCAUGCGUCCCGCGCACCGGCGGCGGGCGCUGCUACCUCCGCGCGCCGUGGAGUGGAUGAGCGACAGCAUGCUGCUUGCGCGGCAGGAGCUGGCUCAGCAGCGUGCGGCGGAAGGUCCUUCGGCGCAAGGCGCGGUGGUGACGAAUGAGGAGAGGCUGGAAGUGGGGGAGGAGGAGAGCGAAGGCGGGAAUAUCCGCACACCCACGACCAAGUCCGUUCUGCUGCAGGCGUUCAACUGGGAGAGCUGGCGCAGCGACCCGCCGUGGUACGACGGGCUCAUGGCGCGCGCGGCGGAGAUGGCGGGCAUGGGGUUCACGGACGUGUGGCUCCCGCCGCCCACGAAGGCCGUCGACAAGCAGGGCUACCUGCCGUCACAGCUGUACAAUCUAGACGCGUCACGCUACGGCGACGAGGUGCACCUGCGGCGCCUCAUCCGGCGCCUGCACUCACUCGGCAUGCGGUGCAUGGCGGACAUUGUCAUCAACCACCGCUGCGGGGACUUCCAGGACGCGCACGGCAACUGGACCAUCUUCGAAGGGGGCACGCCCGACGAGAGGCUCGACUGGGGCCCCUGGGCAAUCACCGCGGGGGACAUGCCGUACGGGGGCGACGGGAAGGCGGAUACAGGGGAGGACUAUGGUGCCGCACCGGAUAUAGAUCAUACCAAUGCGCGGGUGCAGCGGGACUUGAUCAAUUGGUUGUUGUGGAUGAAGCGCGAGGUGGGGUUCGACGGGUGGCGGUUCGACUUCGCGAAAGGGUACGGGGCGGAGUUUGUGGGGAUGUACUGCCGGGCGACGGAGCCGGUGCUGGCGGUGGGCGAGGUGUGGACGGCGAUGCGGUACGAGGGCGACGGGCAGAUGGCAUGGAACCAGGACGCGCACAGGCAGGCGCUGGUGGACUGGGUGGAUGGUACCGGAGGGGUGUGUGGGGCGUUUGACUUCACCACUAAGGGCAUUCUGCAGCAGGCUGUUCAAGGGCAGCUGUGGCGGUUGAAGGAUGGGCAGGGGAAGCCGCCAGGCAUGAUAGGGUACUGGCCGGCGCGGGCGGUGACGUUCAUAGACAACCACGACACGGGCAGCACGCAGAACUCAUGGCCCUUCCCUUCGGACAAGGUCAUGCAGGGAUACGCCUACAUCCUCACCCACCCCGGCAUACCCUGCGUCUUCUACGACCAUGUGUUCACAUGGGGUCUGAAGAAGCCCAUCGUCGACCUGGUAGCUGUGCGGCAGCGCAAUGGUAUCAGAGCCAACUCGCCCAUCCGCAUCCUCGCAGCAGAGGCCAACCUCUACGUGGCCGAGAUAGGCGCGGGGAAGAGGGGUGCAGGAGGCGAGGACGGGGGGAACGGUAGUGUGAAGGGGGGGGAGGAGAAGGGGGGGAAGAUAAUGGUGAAGAUAGGGUCUCAGUAUGACAUGGGGCGACUGCUGCCCAGCAAUAGUGAGUACCGUGUGGCGACGUACGGCGAUGGGUACUGCGUGUGGGAGAGCACGGCUUGAUUUGGUGAACCCGCAGUGAAUCAGUGAAUGAUGGGUACAGCAUGUGGUGGAUCGGGGUCUGCUGGGGGUGAGCAAUGCUUGAACCCUGCACGACACUGGGCGGUGGUGAUUUGCUGGGGAGUGAUGUGGGGAAGGGGAUGGAGCAGCCGGGGAGUGGCGUUGCGCAAUGUGUGUGUGUGUGUGUGUGCGUGUGUGCGUGUGCGUGUGUUUCUGUAUGCACUUGUAUUUAUGUGUGUAUGUAUGUGUGUGAGCCUAUGUAUGCAUGUGUGCCUGUAUGCUUGUGUGAGAGCGAGUAUGUGAGUGUGUGCACGGGUGUGCGCAUGUGAAGAUGCAUGUGUGCAUGCUUGCACUGUUAUCCUCGAUCUAUGCAUCUACUGCCAUGUAUCCAUGAUAAGCCCGAGCUCGAGUGGAUAAGCCAUCUUAUCUGACCAUGGCAUGCAGCUGCUCCAUCCCUCACACAGCUGCUGGUUGCCAUGUCAUCGCAUGGCAAUGGCAUGCGCUGUAUGUUGUCGUAGGCAUCAUGUCAUGUCACUGCGUGUUGGAAUGAACAGUCCUGUCCUUGGAUUUCUCCCUAAUGUAUUUGCUGCAAGCGCAAGUCAGUAUGCUCUAGUCUGCUCUCCUGCUCUACAGCAUCAUGUGGCACAUACAUGUUUUGCCUGUUUC